AUUUUCCUCUCCAGUUUGACAGAAAUGCGUAUCGGGUGAGUGUGUACUGCGAUGGAUUGACUGUCGUUGCAAGUUAAAAACACAGCAGAUUUGGUUCAUUUAGCGUUUGAUUUUACUAGGCGACCGUGCGGAGGUGGUCAUCGCGGGCGAGAUUCCUAAACGACUAAGCAGUGCUAUAUGAUCCCGUUUUAAGUGGAGAACAGCGAGAGAAGGAGAAAUUGGAAUUACGAGGAGUGCAAUAUGGGUAUAUCGUGUAUUAUCGAAGGGCUGUGCAGUGAAUGAAUAACUAGCAAGAGAGAGGUUCGUUCGCCAUGGUGGGAGAUACAGGUUUCAACAAAAACAUGAAGGGGAACUGCGUAGCCCGGGCGUUGUACGACAACGUGGCCGAGUCGCCAGAUGAACUCGCCUUCAGGAGGAGUGACAUCCUGACUGUAUUAGAGCAAAACACAGCAGGCCUGGAGGGCUGGUGGCUUUGCUCCCUCCGAGGACGACAGGGGAUAUGUCCAGGUAACCGUCUGCGAAUUAUGCCUGGUUUAUAUGACACAGGCAGUGGUGUCACAUCUAUUGCAGCUCUCUCGUCUCCACAUGGGACAUCAUCAUCAAAUGUAUCUCUUAAGAGCUCUCCAAGUGCUACUACAACUCCCAGACCUCAGCGACCACUUUCUAACAAGGUUAUUACUCCUAGACGUGUGGGAGAUGUGUACACUUACGAUACACCACGUUCAUUAACUCACAACACACAGUCCGCACAAAUGGAUUAUGAUGUCCCUCCUACACGGCAUUCUCCACUUGAGGGAGGAGGAACUCGCUUGUCAAGGAGUAGCAGCUUGCGCUAUGAUUCUCCACGGCCUCACAUAAGGUCUUCAUUGGAUCAGUAUGAUGUUCCACGUUCCCAGUAUGAUACACCAAAAGUUCGACCACUGUAUGAUUCUCCACGCCCUCAGCAACACUAUGAUUCCCCAAAAUCUCAUCUUGAAGGCCAGCGGUCAAAUACUGCUCCUCGUAGUCUUAUCAAAGGUGUUCGUGGGGGUGCCCCAUCCUCAGUAACAGUGAGUAGUGACAACCAGCAGGAAUAUGACAUACCAAGACCUACUAAUACCAAUCAAGAAGGUCAUUAUGACAUGCCUCCAAGUGACAGGUCUAGUGGUGUGUCUGUUAUGUCUUGUGAAUCAUCUCAGCUAUCUGCUUCAUCAUCUGCUUCUUCCCUGGCAGCAUCAGAAUCCCUGUCACUGUCCUCUUUAGGUGGUUCUUCCAAUCGUUCUAGUUUAGAAUCACAUGAUGUUUAUGACAUUCCACCUGAGCCACGCAGAGUCAUUGGGUCUCAGAGACCAAAACUUCCACCACGUGAAGCCAAAGACAAUACAAAAGAUGCAUAUGAUGUACCCAGGCCUACACUUUCUACAGGGCUUGAAACAUAUGACACUCCACCAUCAAGGAUUCCUCAGACCCUCCCAUUCAAGGUAGGGGAUGCUGUGUAUGAUGUCCCACCUCAGGUUAGUAGAGAUGUUUGCCAGCCAGAUUCAGUGGAUGGUACACCAAAUAGAUUAUCCUCAGGGUCUGACUCCUCAGGAGGGGAUGGUGAUUUAUGUGCUGGUAAAGAACUUCCUUUGGAAUAUGAUUCUGCACUUGAUACUCUAGCAAAACACCAGCAAGAAGUAUAUGGAGCUAUUGAGAAACUCACAGCACUACACCAAGGUGGAUCUUGGCGAACAAAAGAAACAGUGGAAGAGAGGGAAAGCGAGAUGAAAAUUGCCGUGUAUCGAUUACGGCAGAGUGUUCAAGACAUUUUGGAAUUUGGUCAAGGAUCAAGUGUUAAUGCUGCACGAAAUGGGGAAAGAGGCCUUGCACGCCGUUUGUUGCGUUUAAUGGAACCUUUGAAUAAAUCUACUGCCAUAAUUGAAGAUUCUUGGACAAGAUUACAGAGUGGUGGAUGGAAGCAGUCUUUAGCAUCUCGCACUAACCCAGAAAAUCUGAAUCAGCUUGUUGCUAUACUUCAUAGUUUAGGAGAUGAUGUUCGCCUUCUUACUACAGCAAUCCAAGCAAAAGCCUCGCUGAUAUUUAAGAGGUCUCCAAGCCUUGAUCAGACUGACAAUUCACGUCAGCAGCCAGCUGAUGAUGACGAAAAAACUCCCGUGCAGGAGCGCCCUUUACCAGGUCUUCCAGAUAAAAAGCCAUUUGAAAACAUGUACGAAAAUGAUACUCGCACAUGGCUUGAAGAUUAUGAUUAUGUCAAUUUGGAAACAAGAGAAGCUGUUGAACGAGAACAUGAGGAAAUUAAACGAGAAUUGCCAGCCCAGUUGCGCAAGUCUUUCGACAAUUUAGUAAAGCAGUCUCAAUUGAUUGUAGAUAGUGAUCAUGAAAAAGUCUUACGCAAGAACGACACAACCUCCAACACUAUAUCUACAACAACUGGUAAACGAACGAGUCACGUCUUGGAUCCAAACGAUCGGCAAGUUGUGGCCUUUUAUGGAAAUCAAGCCGAAGUUCAUUUACAGCACCUCAAUAAUGCUAUAGAUGCUUUCUUACUUACUGUUGAAAAUAAUCAGCCACCUAAGGUUUUUAUAGCACACUCCAAAUUUGUUAUUUUGAAUGCACACAAGUUGGUUUAUAUCGGCGACACAGUUCAUCGGAAUAUAGUAAAUGCUGAUUUGAGGACCAGAGUUUUAAAUUGUUCCAAUGCUCUUUGUGAUGCAAUGAAAAAUACUGUAGCAGCAGCAAAAACGGCAGCUCUGCAGUUUCCAUCAGUUGUUGCUGUACAGGCAAUGGUAGAUGCAUUUGUAGCAGUCUCACAUUUAGCUAAUAAUUUGAAACAAGCAGUAUUAGCCAAUCCAGUGUAGGACAUUUGCCUGAAGAACAGAACUUUCAUGUCAUACUAGUUGUGUAAUGCAGAGUUUAGAGAAAUACCUCUAGAUGACCCCUUAAGUAAGUUGUCUUUGGUGCUAUGUACAGGAAUAGAGGAAAAGGACAGUUAAUUAUAGAUUUCCUCAUGAUGACAGCUGGAUUCAGAAAACUUGCAAAACCUCACAUUAACAUGCUUCACGUGGUAUAACAAAGCAAGUUAAGCGUUCAUGAGAAAUCUGUGCAUUUUAGUGACGAGUUUUUAAAAUUUAACAAGGUGAAAUAUUUUAAUCUGCUCCAUUACAGUAAACAUUCCUAUAAUGUGUAUUGUAUUGUAUAUAUGUUUCAUUUUAAUAUAUUUAUUUUGAGAAAAUUUCAUUAAAAUCAAAUUUUAUUUGCAGAUUGCAAUACAGUGGUUAAAUAGAUUGUAACAAAUUGGUUAUCAACAUUGGAUUAGAAUAUAACUGUUGGAAGUCAGUACUGCUCAUUGUUUUCCCAAAUGUUGAAAUCUUUUGCUGAUACAGAUUAGCAGUAUAGGUCUGAAUUUACUAACCAAUUAAUUUUAAUCAGAGCUUGAAUUGCCAAGGAAAGAUAAUAAAUAGACAUUGAUGUCAGUUCCUAUUUAAUAAGUCAAAUUGUGUUAUUCAUUGGAUGCUUUUGUCAUUAUUAUCCUUAAGGAUCCCUUUUAGGAGAAAGAGAACUUUGUGUCAGCCCUGCCCUUAUCAUCUUAAUCUAUUAAUAAUCUUUAGCAAGGAAAUACUGUUCAUAGUGAACUUUGUUUUAUUGUUUUUAUGGUUUGCACCUUCAAAGGACUGUGCACUUAUUUCAGAUUCCACUCAGUUGUCUUGUCCUCAGUCAGGUUGAACUUCAAUUGUGUUUUCUUAGUAAAAGUUUUGCUUCCUUAUACCAGGUAAAAGAAAAGUCAAGUUUAGAUUCUUAUAAUUAUAUUUAUUACAGGAUUGCAGUCAAAUAGGAAGUGUAAAUUGUAUGAUCUCUGUUUGUAAAUAAUAACUUGGUUACAUUUAAGUUAAAGGUCAAACCUUCCAUAGAAUGUAGAGCACUAUCUUGCUGAAAAAUAAUCUGUUGAAUUAUGCUGUCAAUUAUGCAACACCUGUCUUUGUAUUUUGAUUUUGUAAUAGUACAUGUAGUGAAGCCACAUACGAUACAGGGCAGUGAUUAUAAUUUUUUUUUUUCUGAAAAGCUUUGUCUUUAAAUUGUAAUCUAUCUUCUGUGUCUGCUUCUGUUAUUUGAUAUUUUUAAUUUUUCCUUGCAGUUUCUAGAUAGUUAUAUAUGCUAGAGCAUUAUUGAAGACAUUACAAUAAUAUGAUCUGAAAAACCUGUAAUGUUCUUUUAUUUUUACUGCUUAUUUUGUCAUAUCUGCCGGUAGGGGUUCUUGUACUGUGCCAAUGUACUGUAUUACGUAAAGGAUGUAUAAUUUUCUUUUUUGUAAGGACUGUAUGGAAGAAUUGAGAAAAGUAUUAGACAGACUUUUUGAGUUGUGAUAUUGUUGUGCAGCUUGGACUCUGUUUACAGUAAUUGUUAAAAAAUUGUGUAGGUAACUAUGUACUAAUGUAAAGCAUAUUCAACAUAUCAGGCUACUGUAUAUACAUGUAUGUGUAUACUUAACUGCCAUCACCAAUCUCCCCUUUGGGCAGAUCAGUGAAUCUAAUAGCUUCGUUCGUUUCUCUUUUUGAGCUCUUUGCUUUGUUCCAAAUUACACCACUAACUUCAGUUCAGACAUACUUCCCUGAAGUAAGUACCUACUCUUAUUUCAUUUUUAAUUUUUUUCAUGACUAGUUUAUGUUACUGUAUUAUUGUAAAUAUUGUUCAUUGGCUGUGAUUUGAUGCAUCACCUAAUAUUUGCAACCUGUCUGGUAGUUUCUCUAACAUGGUUGUUAAUGACUUUAAGAACCCUUACCAAACCUCUUAAACAAUUAUCCCUUGAAAUUUCUUCCAUGGCCUGCUGCUUAAUAUGAAAGUAGUUUUGGGGUUGCUGGUCUCACCUGUGCUUUUUUAUACAGAUUUAAUUCAGAAUCACAUCUGUAACAAAAAACUUUUGACCUAAAUGUAAAUGUAGCUUAUGCAUGUAAUCUUUCCUAUGGUUUUCUCUUGAGACUAUCAUCAUACCAAGUUAAAGUUUUCUUCUUUCACGAAGCUGGUCUGUCACUUCAUACAGUAUUUGCCCCCCCUUGCUUCCUCCCUCUUUUCUGUGAAAAAAAUAUUCUUUCAUCCUUAAAGGUUACGACAUAUUCAGUUUACAAAGCCCUGCUAAAAUCUGAACAAUACUGUGUAUGGAUUUUCAGUUCAUUGUAAGACCUUCAGUAAGUAUCCUUUACUCCUUGUUAUUGCUUGUGCAGUAUUCCUGACUAACAACAUAAUUCUGUACAUGCUAAAAUGUGCAGUGCUGCCUUGGUAACAAGUACUCUUCCAUAUUAUAUUGUAAUCCCUUUGGCCAUAAAUGAUUUUGAAAACUUUUAAACUACCUAAAGCCAGUGUCAUCUCCUGAAAGUCCAUUGCUGCAAUAAUUUUUUUCUCUCUUCUCUCUCUCUCUCUCUCUCUCUCUC
Molecule: messenger RNA, 5402 nt
Organism: Macrobrachium nipponense
Lineage: Eukaryota; Metazoa; Arthropoda; Malacostraca; Decapoda; Palaemonidae
Gene: p130CAS
Product: breast cancer anti-estrogen resistance protein 1-like
Exons: 5
Coding region: 312-2837 (841 amino acids)
Biological process (GO): cell migration; cell surface receptor protein tyrosine kinase signaling pathway
Cellular component (GO): cytoplasm; plasma membrane
Molecular function (GO): protein binding
Source: RefSeq, a predicted model, not a curated record